AUGCCGCUGGCUCGCAGCUUAUCCGUGACGUCCCUUCCAGGACUGGAGGAGUGGGAUGAGGAUUUUGAUUUGGAGGACGCUGUACUUUUUGAAAUUGCCUGGGAGGUUGCAAACAAAGUCGGAGGUAUCUACACAGUCAUCCAGACCAAAGCCCGCCUGACGUCAGAGGAAUGGGGGGAGAACUAUUUCCUAGUUGGCCCUUACAUUGAGAGCAACGUACGCACACAGGUGGAGCUCAUUGAGCCCACAAACCCUGUGCUCAAGAGAACCAUUGACAAGAUGAACUCUAGUGGGUGUAAGGUGUACUUUGGCCGUUGGCUCAUUGAAGGCAGCCCUUAUGUGGUUUUGAUCGAUGUGGGCUUUACUGCCUGGUCUCUGGACACCUGGAAGAGUGAGCUGUGGGAGCUCUGUGACAUCGGCGUUCCGUGGUUCGAUCGCGAAGCCAACGACGCCGUGCUGUUUGGCUUUCUCACAGCCUGGCUCCUGGGAGAGUACGCGGCCCAGUGUGAAGAGACGCCGCACGUCGUGGCCCAUUUCCACGAGUGGUUGGCCGGCCUGGGCUUGGUGUUGUGCAGACAGAGACAGUUGCCAAUAGCAACAAUCUUCACCACACACGCUACACUACUUGGGCGCUACCUGUGCGCUGGAAAUGUCGACUUCUACAACAAACUUUCAGAGUUCAACGUGGAUAAGGAAGCAGGCGACCGACAGAUCUACCACCGCUACUGUUUAGAACGAGCAGCUGCCCACUGUGCACACGUCUUCACUACCGUGUCCCAGAUCACAGCCAUUGAGGCAGAAAACCUUCUAAAAAGGAAACCAGACAUUGUCACUCCCAACGGUCUCAACGUGAAGAAAUUCUCAGCCGUGCAUGAGUUUCAGAACCUUCAUGCACAGAGCAAGAAUCGGAUUCAGGAGUUUGUCAGGGGACACUUUUACGGACACCUUGACUUCAACCUGGACAAGUGCUUGUUUCUCUUCAUUGCUGGAAGAUAUGAAUUCUCCAAUAAAGGAGCGGACAUCUUCUUGGAGUCUUUGGCUAGACUUAACUACCUGCUAAGAGUCAACCACAGCGAUGUGACCGUCAUUGCAUUUUUCAUCAUGCCGGCUCGGACGAACAACUUCAACGUGGAGACCUUAAAGGGUCAAGCAGUCAGGAAGCAACUGUGGGAUACUGCUCAAACAGUAAAGGAGCGAUUUGGGAAGAAACUUUAUGAGUCUCUUCUCGUUGGGCAGUUACCAGAUGUGUCAAAGAUGCUGGAUAAAGAAGACUUCACAAUGAUGAAGCGUGCAAUCUUUGCCACUCAAAGACAGUGCCAGCCUCCGGUCUGCACUCAUAACAUGCUGGAGGACAGCGGGGAUCCCAUUCUCAACUCUGUGCGCCGCAUCGGCCUUUUCAACAGCUCUGCUGACCGUGUCAAGAUUAUAUUCCAUCCGGAGUUCCUGUCCUCCACCUCACCUCUGCUUCCGAUGGAUUACGAGGAGUUUGUUAGAGGUUGCCACUUGGGCGUCUUCCCCUCUUACUAUGAACCGUGGGGUUACACACCAGCCGAAUGCACGGUCAUGGGAAUUCCAUCAAUUUCAACAAACCUGUCAGGCUUUGGUUGUUUCAUGGAGGAACACAUAGCAGAUCCCUCAGCAUAUGGGAUUUACAUCCUGGACCGUCGAUAUCGAGGGGUGGACGAAUCGUGUAACCAGCUCACUUCCUUUCUGUUCCAAUUCUGCAAGCAAAGCCGACGCCAGAGGAUAAUCCAAAGGAACCGCACGGAGCGUCUAAGCGACCUCCUGGACUGGAGAUACCUCGGCAGGUAUUAUGUAACUGCACGUCACAUGGCCUUGGCUAAAGCCUUCCCGGACACCUUCCUGUACGAACCACAUGAUCCCACUGCAACGUCAGGUUUCCGCUACCCUCGUCCCGCUUCCGUGCCACCAUCGCCUUCCCUCUCCCGCCACUCCUCCCCACACCACAGCGACGUCGAGGACAACGACGAAGACGAACGCUACGACGAAGAUCUGGAGGCGGAAAAGGACAGAGUGAACAUUCGCCAACCCCUUACGCUCCCAUUCAAAAACAAGAUUUCUGCUGUCUACAAGGCCAACGGCAAUUCCAAUAGUGUUGCAGGCGAGAAAAACUGA
Molecule: messenger RNA, 2136 nt
Organism: Nerophis lumbriciformis (worm pipefish)
Lineage: Eukaryota; Metazoa; Chordata; Actinopteri; Syngnathiformes; Syngnathidae
Source: RefSeq, a predicted model, not a curated record